Messenger RNA from Benincasa hispida (wax gourd), 525 nucleotides. The record is from RefSeq and is a predicted model, not a curated record. Lineage: Eukaryota; Viridiplantae; Streptophyta; Magnoliopsida; Cucurbitales; Cucurbitaceae.
AUGCCAGCAAAAUUCAAUGAGGGACCGAUUAAAGCAGUACUGGAGGAUGUGGAGUCGAAGAGAAGGUCUGAGCAACUCGCCAAGGAGAAGGGGGACGCAGAUGAAGCAACAAAAGUUAAACGAAGAAAUUUGGCUAGACGGCUUCACGAUGAGAAAGUACGUCGUGUUAACGCAUUGGCAGAAGAAGAGGCCGAAAAGAAGCUCGAGGGUGAGUGGUGCAUUCCUCUUGCCUUCGAGCAGUUUGAAAGGGAGUUAAAGAAGGAAGAAGAAGCUGAGAGGAGGAAGAAGAAAAAGAAGGAGUUGCAUCAAAGGGAAAAGGUCCAAUGCGACAUUGAACUUAAACGCAAGGAGAAAGAGGAAUGGAAAAAAGAAAAAGUUGAUCAGGAGAGAGAAAGGGCGCGCAUAAGGCACCAAAGGGCCCAACUUGUGGUCGUCCAAGAUAAGGGCAAGGAGAAGGUUGAAGGUGAGGAUAAGCCUAGCGUCACUGCUCAAUAUGCCUUCCAUUUCAGGGAUAAGACCGGGUAG